This is a messenger RNA of Belonocnema kinseyi, 2878 nucleotides long. Its product is annotated as CREB/ATF bZIP transcription factor-like. NCBI's taxonomy places the organism in Eukaryota, Metazoa, Arthropoda, Insecta, Hymenoptera, Cynipidae. The transcript has 4 exons. The coding region runs from base 273 to 1229 and encodes 318 amino acids. The record is from RefSeq and is a predicted model, not a curated record.
UUGACCGCCCCUUGUACCUAUAGUCUGUCCUAUACCCCUAUAGUCUAGGCUAGUCGUUGCUGUUACAUCAUUGUUGAACAUUGUGUUUCCACGUCAAUCCUACAGUAGAAAUCCGCUCGUCCGUAUACCGGUUCUAAUUUAGUUUGCGAAAGUGUUAAAAGUAAAUAGUGGAGAGUGGAUUGUUAAACCAACAGUAUUAUAUACUAAAGUACAACGAUAUCGUGAAGUACCGCGUUUCUCGUCAAACGCUUGACCUUUGUCUCGUUACAAAAAUGGCACCUCCACGUCGCUCAUACUACGAGUAUGAAGAUAACUCAUCCGACGAAAUGAGCGACGCAACAAACGAUGGGCCACCUCCUAGGAGACAAAGAACAUCUAUAUCAUCCACAAAAUCAGAAAAUUCGGAGAAUACUGUACGACGCCGAGUGCGAGGGCCCUCAAAAAAACCCUGUCCCAACAAAAACGCGCAAAUGGCGCGUUUAAAUCGGGAGAAGAAAAAGCAGUAUGUAGAAAGUCUUGAGGGUCAACUCAACUACUAUACAGAGCGGACUGAGCGUUACAAAAGAAUUAUUCACAAACAAAGCAUCAACGAGAGGAGGUUACAAGCGGAAGUCAAUUACCUGAAAAGUGUUUUAAGGAACAAAAGCAGCAUCACCAAGCUUUUGGAAUCGUUAAACGCAAAUCUGAACAGGAGUAGGCCGAAUCAAGAACAGACGUGCUCUAGUCAAAAUGAAAGGAGCACGCCCGCAAAGUUCCCUAUUUUCUCCGAAGGGAAGAGAAAGCAGUUACUGGAGGACUCCAAAAUCGAAUCAGGUGAAGGGUUAUUUCACCACGAAGAUUACGACUUCUUGGCUGAAACCGACAGAAUUGAGUCUAAUUAUGCAGGCGGCGGUCCACUUCUUAGCGAACUUAGCUCGAAGCCGGAAAGCUUGGGUUGUCAACUCACACCUCCCGGUAUGGAGAACAAUUAUCAGUCUCUGCAGGACAAUUUAAGCCUAGUGCCGUCUAGCCUCGACAGUUUCGAUAUUUUUGAGUAUUGUGGGCUCGAUGAGGCCAAUGCACUGGAUAUCGAUACGCCGCCUGAUUCUCUCCCGGAGGAAAGUUACUUUAACAAUUCAGACAACCUUGGGAAAAACUCGGGAAUUUGUCUCCAUGUGAACUCCAGCAGAGUUUCUCUCGAAUUCUGCGCAUCGUGCCAGAUGAACAGUAUACAUUCGGAGAUGGAAUGAGCAGUGGAAUUCUGAACGGAGGAAACCUGAUAGGAAUUCUGGGAUCAUCUGCAGCUCUGGAUCUACAAGAUAUGGAAGUGGGCCGAUAUCUCUUGGCUGCGGCUUAGUUUUUAAUUCAUCGGAUGAAAUGGUCGGUAUUGGAGUAUCAUGAGUCGCAGUCUAUUUAUUUUUAUUGUUAUUAAUCAUUAAUCUUUUAAUUACCUUGAUUAUUGAAUUUUGAAAAUUUUAAAAACUAGAUUCUGCCUUCGAACAUUUUGUACUCUUGCCAUCUUUGAAGCAGAAACUUGAUUGUAUCAAUAAUCCUAUAUUAUAGAAUGAUUAUCUGUUUAUUCCAAAUUUCAGGAGUUUUCUGUAACUUGAAACAGAUUGUGGUAAAGUUUCAGCUCAUUAUUCUGUGAUAGAAAGAUUUCAGAGAAAUAAUUUCCCAAAAUGAGUUCAUUUAGUUUAUUGUUUAGUUUUUACAUUGCCUGUUUUUGUAUUAUUACAUUUUACAGUUUAUUUUAUUAGUUCUAUUCAAAUAAUUGCACCAUGUGGUUUUUCAGAUUAUUCUUUAUAAUUCCUUCGUUUAUCAUUAUUUUGAUUUUUCUAAUUAAAUAUUUAAACCUACGAAAUCAUAAAUUCUUGAAUUUUAUACAAAAUUGUCAGGUUUUAAUUAUAGACGAAUUUCGAGUCAUGGUGCAACAUCCGAGUUGAAUUUCUGUUCCAAAGUUCUAUAUAGAGCAAAUUUGUCCUGAAAUCUUUACUGUAUAUGAUAUUCGAUAAUCCAUCGCCAGAAAAAUUUUUACUUAUUAGGUAUUUUUAAUUUUCCUGGUACUGGUGGAAGAUCGACGUUUUAGGUUCAGAAGCUUUCGAUUUUUGGAAAUUUACCCAAGUGGCGGUACACAUUAAUCGCAUGUAACUUAUAUUGGAAGACUAUAAGCACAGCAAAAUUAUAAAAUGGGUAGAAGCAUCGUAAAAGAGAGCAGCUUGGCGUAAUUGAUGAGCGUGGCAGUACUGAAAUUUAUAAAAGUAAACUGGUUGGUGAUAUCUGAUGAUAUUGGAGCAUUUUAUUUUACGAAUACUUAAGUUGCAUCGAUUCCAGGUUGAGUAUGAGUAAAAAGUAUCACAAAAAUAUAAAAUAUAUUUGUAUUGACUUUUACUGCCACCAUUUUUAAUAUGCCACGAUUGUUUUCUUUUCAAGAUACCAAUCGAGGUUGAGUCACUGAUGGAUAGUUGAGUAAAGACGAGCCAAGCUUGAAGACUGAGUAUUUUUGUUAGUAAUAUAAAAGGUUUAGUUAGAAUCCUGCGUAAUUUAGGUUUCAGCUUCUACCCAGGAGAACGGAACAUGGACUUUUUCCCUCUUAAAACCAGAGGGCGAGGGAUAUCGGCGCUCAAUCGGUCUUUGGAAAGAACUUUUCGACCAGGCACGUUUUAGUUCGGACUUGUUCCUAUUAUAGAUUUUUCAACUUUAUUUUUAUAUAUUUAUGUCAAUUUUUCAGAGCAAAAUUUUUGGCUAUGAUUUCUGUCACUCUCUGGUUUUCAACACAUAAUUUACAGAACUCGGAGGAAUGGUAAAUAAAUCAUUAAAAUGUUCGUUUUGCGAAAAAUGUAUUUUAAAGGAUUACCAUAUUGUAAUAUAAUGAAAAUUAUAUUCUAUUGUUUUAUUCGUA